AUGACUGCUUGGAACAUAAGGGGUUUGAACCGACCCCUGAAACAAAGUGAGGUUCGGCUUUUAGUGUCUGAAAAUAAACUAUCUGUUUGUGCUCUUCUUGAAUCUCAUGUGGAUAUUUCUAAGCUUGCUAAGAAUCACCGGGGUAACCCUUUACCCAAAAAAAGAAUUAUUUUGGGUUGGAAUGCCGAUGUGGUUGAUAUUAUGAUCUUGGCCCAAUCGGACCAAGUCAUCCAUGCUCAGGUCUUCUCUAAAGCUGAUAAUCAUUCUGUGUUUGUUUCGUUUGUUUAUGCUAAGAAUAAGUAUCAGGAGAGAAGAACGUUGUGGGAUAAUCUAUGUAAACAUAAGGGUUUUUGUUAUAACAAGCCAUGGGUCGUUAUGGGCGAUUUUAACUCCGCGUUACAUAUAGAGGAUUCAUUGAAUGGUCCUUCCACUCCAUCAAUUGGUAUGAGAGAAUUUAAUGACUGUGUUCAAUAUGCGGAGUUAAUGGAUAUUAAGGGUCAUGGAUUACACUACACAUGGAACCAGAAACCAUCGAAUGGUGUUGGGCUGCUUAAAAAGAUCGACCGUGUGAUGGGUAAUAUGAAGUUCUUGGAAAUGUUUAAGGAUGCGUAUGUCUUAUAUCACCCGUUUCGGAUUUCUGACCAUACACCGUGCAUACUUAAGAUAGCUCCGUCAGCCAAGUUUCGGCCGAAACCAUUUAAGUUUGCUAAUUUUAUUACCUCCAAGCCGGAAUUCAGGUUAUGCGUUGAAAAGGAAUGGGCUAAGCGGGUGGAUGGUUACACUAUGUUUGCGGUAACCCAGAAGCUUAGGAAUCUGAAGCCGUAUUUGCGUAAGAUUUUGUUCAAUCAAGGGAAGUUGCAUGAUAAAGUCGCUGAUUUGAGGAAGCAGCUUGAUGAUAUUCAGAUGCGGAUUGAUAACAAUCCGUUAGAUGCCAAUCUUCGUAACAUGGAAGCUCAAUGUCUUUAA
Helianthus annuus (common sunflower) is the source of this 966-nucleotide messenger RNA. RefSeq lists its product as uncharacterized. The record is from RefSeq and is a predicted model, not a curated record. The coding region runs from base 1 to 966 and encodes 321 amino acids. The transcript is spliced from 2 exons. Lineage: Eukaryota; Viridiplantae; Streptophyta; Magnoliopsida; Asterales; Asteraceae.